UAUAGCCAUACCCAUAUCUUGAGGGAUAUCGAGAAGAUUGCUCAUUUCAUCAUCCCUUAUGCUCAUCUUCUUUGGUGGUGUUUUUCUUUCUUUGUUUUGGUGAGUGCUGUUGAAUAUAUACAAAAAUACCCAACCAGGGACAUGCUCAGACAUAUCCUCCCCAAACAGAACCUAAACGGGCAACAAGAUGGAAUAUCGGCAUGUUUACUCUCUUGCUGUGGGCUGUAUCCGGCAGGCCUGUGGAAAACCAGAAGCGGUGGGGAUAGGCCCCUUGCUGCUUAAAAUGGAGGCCGAACUAAGACCCCACAUGGACUCUCUUCACCCUAACAGCUUGCUAGAUAUUGAGAACUAUUUCACAUCCGUGAUGGCUGCAGAAUUUGCAGAUGGGAAAAUCAAUAAGGGCAGAUUUUUAACUAUUUUUCUGUUCGGUGGUUUGCUUACAAAAAGUCUCACAAAACGUCUAUGUCCUGCGGUGAGCCAGCAAAUCAUGGACAAGAUGGCCCUUUUUAUUACAGAUUACAUUGUGAGGAGUGGCUGGCAUGAACACGUGUGCUGGGAGAGCUGUUUUGCAGAGAACAGAAACUGCCCUUGGAAUACUAGAUUUCUACAGAUGUUGAGGCGUACAUCAAAAAUGCUGUAUAUAAUACUGCCUGUGUAAAUAUAGGUUUUAAGAAUAAAA
Hemicordylus capensis (graceful crag lizard) is the source of this 679-nucleotide messenger RNA. RefSeq names its product bcl-2-related protein A1-like. Gene Ontology annotation, biological process: regulation of apoptotic process. NCBI's taxonomy places the organism in Eukaryota, Metazoa, Chordata, Lepidosauria, Squamata, Cordylidae. The transcript is spliced from 2 exons. The record is from RefSeq and is a predicted model, not a curated record. The coding region runs from base 188 to 658 and encodes 156 amino acids.